Molecule: messenger RNA, 1119 nt
Organism: Cydia pomonella (codling moth)
Lineage: Eukaryota; Metazoa; Arthropoda; Insecta; Lepidoptera; Tortricidae
Exons: 2
Coding region: 105-1076 (323 amino acids)
Source: RefSeq, a predicted model, not a curated record
UAAAUGUAAGGCUAUCAAGUUAGGUCACACUGUAGGGGAUAUAAGCGAAUCUGCGGAGACUUGGAGUCAGUGUGUCCCGGAGAUUCAACGGUACUGACUCCACAAUGAAGUUCGCAAUCCUCGCAGCCCUUGUCGCUCUGGCCGUCGCUGCGCCCCCCAGCAACGACGAGCAGCUCAUCAUCACCAAAAAGUUCUACCCCGACUCCUUCGCCGUCUACACCGGCCAACACGACAUCGUCGACAUCGUUGUACCCCUCAACCAGAUCAAUUACUCCGAAGAUAGCAACGAAGACACUGACGCAACCACGCUUACUGUCUUCUUCGUUGAAGCUGAUGUUAAAGACGAUGGAACUUACGCCUACCAAGGAUUGUACAGCUACAGGAACGGCGUAACCAAGAAGGUGCUCCCAAACGGACAGUGCACAACUUACGCUAAGAACAAGAUUGUCUACUUCGGCGCUAGCGACGGCAUCUACAGGUACAACGAACAAGACCAGACUGCGACCAGAUAUGGUACCGUUACUGAGAGCGUCAUCAGAAUGGCUGUUGAUACUGAACAUGCUAACGUAUAUUACUUAACAUCAAACUACGUUAUGUACAAAUAUGAUGAAGGUGAGAGGGUGGCUACUCCAGUUGAAGCAGUUAAGAACGCCAGAGACAUGGUCUUUGAUUACGACGGUAUCAUGUUCUUCUACGACGGAAACAACCAGUUUUACACUUACAACGGCCAGCGUGUCCUUAAAAUCGAGGGUCUCCCGGCGAACCCUACUAACGUAGCACUCAUCAGGCCUCCAGUUUUGAUCAACCAGGCUUUCGCUGUUAUUGAUGGCCGUCUUUAUGAGUUGAACGUGGAUGGUACCAGCGAGAUGGCACCAAUUAAGUUCCAGGCUCAACCUACCGCGUACGCCCCGGACACCAUUCUGUACCAAUACUAUGCUUACAAGCAGAGAAUGUACUUGUACAACCUGGUUACUCUGUUCGAUGAUAAGAACAUUGACGAACUGAAUGAGUUCUUUGAAGAUAAGCAGGAACAGAUCAACGCUUACAAGAACACGAAAGUUUCUAGCCGUUUGUAAAUCGUUUUGUCUGAAUGUCUGAAUAAAGCUGUGCUAUGAUUUA